ACGAUUGCUAUGAUCUUCUCGGGGUUACUCAGAGUGCAAAUUCUUCUGAAAUCAAGAAAGCAUACUACAAACUUUCCUUGAAACAUCAUCCAGAUAAGAACCCUGAUCCCGAAUCGCGGAAGAUUUUCGUCAAAAUCGCAACUGCUUAUGAGAUUUUGAAGGAUGAGGCUACAAGAGAAAAAUAUGAUUAUGCAAUUGCGCUUCCGGAGGAGGUGUUUUAUAAAACUGCACAAUACUAUCGGGCUUAUUAUGGUCAUAAGACGGAUGCUCGUGCUGUAUUGGUUGGCCUUCUUGUUAUUCUUUCUGGUUUCCAAUAUCUAAAUCAAACGACAAGGUAUAAUCAGGCUGUGGCCAUGAAGAAGGGUCAAAAGAAUAAGGACAGAAAAGUUGAGGAAGACCUCAGUAAAGUGGAGGAAGAACUUGAUUUGCAGAUAACAGGAACAGAAAGGCCCUCAAUAUGGAAACUCAUUGGGGGUCCGCAUCAUUCUUUUACCUUAUACUCUAGGAAAGUUGCUGCUAUGGUCUGGCUGUUGGUUUUUGGACAUACAAGAUGGAGAAGUAUAGAUGAUGCAACAAAGGAAGAUCUUGUGCUAAGAUGCUUAUGGGAGAAGUCAAAUAUGGAGAGCUACAUGACAGAGAUGAGGAAAGAAUCAAAGCGAAGAAGAUAG
Messenger RNA from Vicia faba (fava bean), 668 nucleotides. NCBI's taxonomy places the organism in Eukaryota, Viridiplantae, Streptophyta, Magnoliopsida, Fabales, Fabaceae. The record is from the annotation of a GenBank genome assembly.